AUCGUAACAGUACCCACAGUCAGCAGGAGCUCUCUUCUCUGUGGUGUGAACUCCAGAGAGACAGACCAGAGCUGCUGAGUGUCCUUGAAGGCAUCCUGAUCCAUGCAGUGUCCCAUUUACAGGACUCCAUCAGAGAAAGAGAUAGUCUGGAACAAGCUCUACGCAGACGAGAGAGUGAACAUGAUCAGGUAGUUCGGUCCAUAUAUGAAGAAAUGGAGAACCAAAUCAGAGAGGAGAGAGAGAAACGCCUGUCUCAGGACAGUAUUGAACAGAAGCAGAGAGGGCAACAACUUGAGGAGGAGCUGAAGAUGCAGGAGCAAGAGUUGGAGAAUACACUGACCCAACAGAAAGAGCUGGAGAUCAGAAUCCGGCAGCUGAGCUGUGAACAGGCAAACAUUAAGGAGCAGAACCAGCAGCUGCGGAGCCUCAACGCCCAAUUACAGGAGCAGGUGGAGAGCAGCAGAGAGCAGCUGCAGGCCGCUCUGGGUCAGCUCAGCCUGCUGCAGCUCAGCACUGCCCAGGAACAAGUGGCCAGACAGAGAAACGUGAUGAAGGUGUCAAGGAACAUGCAGAAAGAGAAGGACAGUCUCUUGAGACAGCUGGAGCUAUUGAGGGAUAUGAACAAAAGGCUGCGAGACGAGAAAGAUGCCCAACAGUCUCAGAAGAGGAAUCCAAAUGUCACAAAGCCUUUGCAGAAGAAAGGGUCAAUCAUAGGUAACUACUUACUGCAGGACAAGCCAUUGAAAAGACAGCUGAGCUCAUCCGAUGAGUUGGAGCAGGAUAAAGACACAGAGGUGACAAAUUCCUCCAAGAGACACCCACUGUCAUGUAAAGUCAGGUGUGAAAACGUUGAGCAAGUGCAAACGCAGAGUACAAUUGUCAGUCCUCAGCGAGUGUUCAAGGUGGUAUUCCUGGGUAACACAGGGGUGGGUAAGAGCUCCUUCAUCCAGCACUACUGCACAGGACAUUUCUACAGUAAAAUGAGCGCAACAGUGGGUAUAGAUUUCCAGAUGAAGACUUUAACUCUGGGCUCCACCACCAUCACCCUGCAGCUUUGGGACACUGCAGGACAGGAGAGGUUUCGCAGCAUCACUGAGCAGUACUAUCGAAAAGCCGACGGUAUCCUUGCCAUGUAUGACAUAACUCAAUCCUCCUCUUUUGCCGCUGUGAGAGGGUGGAUUGACUCUGUGAAGGAGAAGAUGUGUGAAGGUGCGGUACUGAUGCUGCUGGCAAACAAGCUGGACUUGGCAGACAGUCACAGCAGAGACGUGACAACCAACGAGGGGCAGAGACUAGCAGAGCAGCACCAAGCUUUGUUUUAUGAGUGCAGUGCCAAAACUGGAUGGAACAUGGACGAGCUGAUGACUUCUUUGGCUGGGAUGUUAGUCUCCAAGCAUGAUCGACAAUGUGAAGAUGCACUUUUACUGACUGAGGUAAAAAGAGGUUGCUGUACGUAAACAGUGGAUGAAAGGCUUUUUACUAAACUCCCAGGCCCAAUUCCUGAGGUCACCUAAAUCAUUUCAAGACACAGACAGCGACAUUUUUCUGCAAAACAAGUUUACUGGUGAACAGUAUCUGUAAUGUUGGUUUAUAAUCCAUCUAAUAAAAUAUAGUUUUGAUGACUC
Etheostoma spectabile (orangethroat darter) is the source of this 1625-nucleotide messenger RNA. Its product is annotated as calcium release activated channel regulator 2B. The transcript has 15 exons. NCBI's taxonomy places the organism in Eukaryota, Metazoa, Chordata, Actinopteri, Perciformes, Percidae. Gene Ontology annotation, molecular function: GTP binding; GTPase activity. Bases 213 to 1457 code for a protein of 414 amino acids. The record is from RefSeq and is a predicted model, not a curated record.